This is a messenger RNA of Marasmius oreades (fairy-ring Marasmius), 712 nucleotides long. It is a transcript of the gene FCF1, whose product is annotated as rRNA-processing protein fcf1. Lineage: Eukaryota; Fungi; Basidiomycota; Agaricomycetes; Agaricales; Marasmiaceae. The record is from RefSeq and is a predicted model, not a curated record. Gene Ontology annotation, cellular component: small-subunit processome; nucleolus. Bases 39 to 623 code for a protein of 194 amino acids. The transcript has 6 exons.
GCCUUAAUUCUUCAACCUCGUCGACGGGAAAUUGAAAGAUGGGAAAGGUCAAAAAAACGAAAAAGUUUGCUGCAGUGAAACGGAUGCUCAACCCAAAAGACAUCCGAUUGAAAGAGAAUCAGCUAAAGCAAAAGAAGAAGGAGGACGAGGAGAAAGCAAAGGCCGUUCGAAGAGUAGCUCCUGUAGCCACAUCACUUUUCCUGGCACAUAACACAGCCCUUGUCCCGCCCUAUCGCGUUCUCAUCGACACCAACUUCAUCAACUUCAGCUUGCAAAACAAGUUGGAGCUCGUUAGCAGAAUGAUGGACUGCCUCUACGCCAAAUGUAUCCCGUGUGUAACAGACUGUGUAAUGGCCGAACUGGAGAAGCUGGGCCACAAAUAUCGGGUUGCACUACGUGUGGCACGAGAUCCUCGUUUUGAGCGCCUUACGUGUAAUCACCAAGGAACAUAUGCAGAUGACUGCCUCGUUCAACGAGUUACAGCCCACAAAUGUUUCAUCGUCGCAACCUGUGAUAGGGAACUGCGACGGCGUGUACGACAAAUACCAGGAAUUCCACUGAUGUACAUCGUCAAGAGACGAUAUGCCAUCGAACGUUUACCAGACCAAGGUGCUCCAUCAUGAAAUUCUCACUCUGUAUCACAAAAGUAUUCCCCUACAUGCUUGUACGAGUGUUACACGCAUGCUUAUUACCCCGGUAAUUAUGAUCCUGA